This is a messenger RNA of Bactrocera oleae (olive fruit fly), 3447 nucleotides long. RefSeq lists its product as uncharacterized. NCBI's taxonomy places the organism in Eukaryota, Metazoa, Arthropoda, Insecta, Diptera, Tephritidae. The record is from RefSeq and is a predicted model, not a curated record. Gene Ontology annotation, molecular function: mRNA binding; structural constituent of ribosome. Gene Ontology annotation, biological process: translation; nucleobase-containing compound metabolic process.
AGACUUCACUUUAUCUGUGCAGAUUCGUAAUAGUGUAGCAGCUGUUUAUAAGUGUUCGCUCCAAAUUUUGAAGUGACCGGUUGUGAAGAAAAUUGAAAAAUCACAAACGUGAUUUUUUGAAAAAAUUAGUUAUUUUUACUUCAAAUAAAUAAUUUACAUAAUCACUUUUAGAAUAAUUCGUGGUGUAUAAAAAUUGCCUUUAUCUUGUUAUAACGAUAUCUGUGUAUUAUUUCCAUACCGCAAAUUUCAAAAAAAUGGCUGGGCGCCCAAAACGUAAAGCAGCAAUUAAGGCUGCUCAAAUAAUAGAAAUAUCUGAUUCCGAUGAUGAUGUACAAAUCACAACGAGGAGGGGACGUGACAGCUCAUUUUCUCCACCACCGACAAAGUCUGCACGUAUAGAUGCCGCAGCACGUUCAUUAACUGGAAGAGAAGUCGCUACCACAAGUACAGCUGGAAGAAAACGUUGGCCCACUGAAAAAAGUAAAGAUAAAGUGUCACAAGCAACAGAGAAAGGCGCCAAAAAGGACAGCAAAACAACCUCAAAAUCUAAGGAUAAUAAUAACAAAAACAGUUCAACAAAUGAACCUGAAAAUGUAGAAGUAAUGCAGCAAGGAAAUAAAGAUCAGCAAAUGGAUUUGGAAGUUGAAGAUCAGCAAGAUCAAGAUCCUGUAGAAACUGUAACCGACGGCCAAUGUUGCUCGAGUGCAGAUAAGAACAAACUGGCACGCGAUUCUACCACUCAUACAGGUCGCAGCUCAUUUUGGGCACGUCGAAAAGUGUGGCGCGUCGACGAACUGCUCGCAGAAAAAGAGAAUGUUGAACCCUGCACUGCUAAAAAUAUCGUACAAUUGCUGGAGAAUGAGAACACAAUACCAUUCAUUUGUCGCUAUCGCCGGGAUUUAAUUAACCAUAUUACGCCUGAAAGACUGCGUGAUAUAAAAAAUUCAUAUACGGAAAUUGUAGAGUUGCGCAAACGUGCUGAAACGAUUGUUAUACAGUUAGAGAAGGAGCAACAAAUAGGCGAUGAAGUACGUACAGAGAUUUUAUGCGCAAAAAGUAAUGAAGAAUUGGAAUUUUUGUAUGCACCAUACAAACCAGCAAGCAAAGGCUCACUAGCCGAACGUGCUAAAGCACUAGGUUUGGGUGACGCUGCGGAUCGCUUAUUGUUCGGUGAAGCGCCAGAAGUGCGUUUGGAAUCGCUUGUAAAUCGUAAUAAUGCAGACCUGGAUAAUGUAGAGAAAGUACUACAAGGUAUUUGUCACAUCAUUUCGCACAAUAUCAGCAAGCAUACAGGUGUUUUGGAAGAGUUGCGACGGCUCCAAAAAGUGCACCGCAUAGUGCUUAAGUGUACCAAAUCCAAAACGCCCGGCACAUCAACCGCUACCAAAUCGUCAACAUCACUUAAAACAGCAUUGAAUAAUAAUAGCUCGGUGCAUUCCAAGAAUAAAACGGAUGCAUCAAAGUAUGAGACAUAUUUUGACUUCCAACAAGAUGUGCGUUAUUUAAAACCACAUCAGGUGCUCGCCAUCAAUCGUGCAGAAAAGCAAAAGUUUCUAACUGUAAAGAUAGUCACUGCUGAUUAUGUAAAAAAUGAUAUCAAACGCUUCACGCGCGAGCUGUUUAUGACUGAUGGUCUGCGUUACCCACUGCGCAAUCAGGUUUUCGAGCAGGCAUUCGAGGAAUGCUACAGUAAAAAAUUGCAACCGCUUCUAUCACGUCAGUUGCGCAGCGAUCUGAAUGAAUCCGCCAAAAAAGCGGCUAUCGAUGUUUUUGCGCAAAACCUGAAACAAUUAUUGCUACAAUCGCCACUUAAAGGUGAGCGCAUUCUUGGCAUUGAUCCAGGUUUCACCAAUGGCUGCAAAUUGGCGUUAAUCUCCGAGACAGCAGAUGUUUUGGAAACUGGUGUAAUAUACCCACAUGCUCGUAGCAGUAAUGCUGAAGAAGUAGGCGAGAAAUUAGCCAAAUUGCUAGCUAGACACAAUUGCAAAAUAAUCGCUUUGGGCAACGGCACGGCCUGUCGUGAAACAGAAUUUUGGCUUUCCAAUCUAUUCGGUUUAGGCAUUUUAGAUAAAAAUAAUGUGCGGUAUAGUAUUGUUUCCGAGCAAGGCGCUUCAAUAUAUUCAUGUAGCAAUGUAGCCCGCCAAGAGUUUCCCGACAUGGAUAUGAAUGAGAUCAGUGCUGUCUCCAUUGCACGUCGCUUAAAUGAUCCGUUGAGUGAAUAUGUGAAAAUAGAGCCACGACAUAUUGGUGUUGGCAUGUACCAGCACGAUGUGCCGGAAAAAACGCUAAACGAAGCGCUGAAUGAGGUGGUCUCUGAGUGUGUAAGUUUUGUGGGCGUGGAUAUCAACACAGCCAGUUUAAGUGUGUUAAAGCAUGUAGCUGGCUUGAGUGAAAAGAAAGCACAAAAAAUCAUAGAGCAUCGUUCAAGUAACGGUCCAUUUCAAACACGCAAGGAUCUGUUGAAAGUAAAGUCCAUUGGUGAGAAGACAUUUGUACAAUGUGCUGGUUUUAUACGCAUCGAACCUUUGAGUGUGGGUGGAAAAAUUGAAAAUCUGCUGGACUGCACUUGGGUGCAUCCAGAGAGUUAUGCUGUUGCCAAUAAAGUUAUAAGCAAAUGUAAUUUGUUACUCAAAGACAUCGGGAGUACACCGUUUAUCUGUAAAAUUAAAGCUUACGCCUUACAAUGCGAUAUGGAAGAGCUAGCAGAUAAUUUUCAAAUACCAAAAGAGCGUAUCGAUGUGGUGUUAAUGGCCUUACAACGCAAGCUCACACAAGACUAUCGUGCAGAAUUCGCCAAACGUCCGCUUUUCAAGCAAGGUUUAGCACGUAUAACUGAACUCAGUGAGGGUGAUGUUCUGACGGGUGCCGUCUCAAACAUCACACACUUUGGCGCUUUUGUUGAUAUUGGCGUUGAAUGUAAUGCUCUUAUUCAUAUAAGUAAAAUGAAAAAUAGGGAGCUAAGUGUAGGCGAUCGUGUAACUGUUUCGAUUAUACAAAUUGAUAUACCGCGCAAACGCAUUGGUGUACGUCUGGAGGAUACGAUAAAGGAGACCGACACUUCAUUUACUUUGACCUAAUUAGAUUAAAGCUUAGCGAACACUUGGUUAUUAGAAUAUAAAUGUUUUUAUAUUACAUACGUAUUUUUCUUUACGUAUACAUAUGUUUAUUUUUCUACAUUGUUAAUACAUUAAGUGUAAAAUAUUCACUCAUAACAUACAUAUGGAAAUUAUAGAAAAUAAUAUAUAAUUUCAAACAUAAGCCAUAGAGUCCAUUAGAGUCAUAAUUCAUUAAAAUAGCCUGAUAUUUUUAGUGUAUCACUGUUUUAAGAGUAAAUUUAAGAAUAUUUUAUUUCUAUAACAACCACUAAGCAUUCGUGUUUUGCAAGCUAAAGACAUCAACUUAUAAUCAAGUGAACUAUUAAAAAAAUUGUAAAUCACACCGGCUGGU